Molecule: messenger RNA, 1255 nt
Organism: Racocetra fulgida
Lineage: Eukaryota; Fungi; Glomeromycota; Glomeromycetes; Diversisporales; Gigasporaceae
Source: the annotation of a GenBank genome assembly
AUGGAAAAUGCUGUGAAAACGAAACCUACUACUUUAGAGGAAUUAAAACGAAAUCGUGAGAAAUUACAAUUUCGUAAAACUCGUUUUGAAAAGCGAAACAAAGCCAAAAAUGGCAGUCCGGAUCUUUGUAACAAGUCUCUCUCUCAGUGCGAGAACUCCGCACAUAGAUCUGACACAAUUUCGGUGCGAUCGUCCACUGCCUCAGUUAAUCGAUUCACUGUCGCUACUGCCAGCUCAAAAGAACCGUCUUGUACAGUUUAUGAGAAACUUAUAUUGGACUAUCUUACGAAAGGUCUACAUAAUGUCAGCUCAUUACCAUUAGAUUCUUAUGACCUACUUAAAAGUGAUUUUCGUAUUCCUUUUACACAGACGUCUUUAAAAAAUCUUGAGACUGCACUUAAGGCUUUAUCAAAUACAUGGGGUCCUAAGGCUAUAUCUGUGAAAGAAAAAAAAAUUAAUGGGAGUAAGAGAUUAAUAGUGGAAGAGGUUGAUUCUCGAAAGUUGAAUGCAGUCAAAGUUAUUGAAAGUGCUUUAGAUUCGGAAGAUCCUUCAUCGUUAGAAAAGUCGUUACAAUUGACCACUUACGCAAGCAAUGACGGUAAAAAGCGCAAAAUUGAUCGUAUACUAGAUGACGACGACGAUGAUGCGUCAAAAGAAAUAAAUGAACUUCUUGCAAAACCAUCAUUUAAAGAAUUAGAAGAGAAUGGUCCGUUGCAUAAUCUAUGUGUAAUGUUGAAUAAAAAAUCUUCUCAAGACAAGUUAAUAAUCGAUAUGUUUGACUUUUCGAUUCUCGGAAAGUUUACUGUUAUAAUGGCUGAUCCACCAUGGGAUAUUCAUAUGACGCUCCCCUACGGUACUAUGACUGACGAUGAAAUGAAAGCUAUGGAAAUUUCUACAUUACAGGAUGAAGGAUUAUUAAUGCUUGAAUAUUUGGGGGUAACUAUUCAAAUUGAUGACCUUAAAUAUUUUCAAUUAAUAAAACUAAGAUCACUUUAUUUGAUUAGUUAUGAUCGUGCAGAUGAACUUGUAUGGAUCAAAACCAAUCAAUUACAGAGACUUAUUCGGACUGGACGAACAGGACAUUGGCUAAAUCACAGCAAAGAACAUUGUUUAGUUGGAAUUAAAGGUAAUCCUGAAGAUUUAAAUUUGGGACUAGAUUGCGAUGUUUUAGUUGGAGAGGUUCGAGAAACAAGUCGUAAACCAGAUGAAAUCUACGGAUUAAUUGAUCGUUUGGCACCUGGUACACGUAAAUUAG